CUGAUGUUUAAGAAAGGAAUAACGGUCAGUUGAGUUAACUCGGGUGUCGGUGAAACAGAAAUCGACAAAACCGGUUUUGGAUCAAAACUCACAAUCAUUAAUGGGGAACCAUAACUCCGGCGGGCGCCACCACCUACGAAACCGUAGAAAUGGUGAAACUGUAGUUCAAGUCCCUCAAUAUCAAUACGGACCUCCAUCACAUCAAGUACCACAAAUCCCGUCAAGCUCAAUUACGCAUAACCAAAUGGCACUAGUAUCACUCCCUUACUCUCAAGUCGACUGUAACUUGCGAGCUCUCGCCGGACAAGCAGAGGGCUUCGGUCGCUUCGCCGUCGGUGGACUUAACGGACCGCUCUACCAUGUCACUACUCUAUCAGAUGAUGGACCUGGUUCACUUCGUGCUGGAUGUCGCAAGAAAGAACCUUUAUGGAUCGUAUUUGAAGUUUCGGGUUCCAUUGAACUCUCAUCUUAUCUAAAUGUAUCAUCUUACAAGACCAUUGAUGGACGUGGACAGAGGAUUAAGCUUACUGGAAAGGGCUUGAGGCUGAAAGAAUGCGAACAUGUGAUCAUCUGCAACUUGGAAUUUGAAGGAGGUAGAGGACAUGAUAUAGAUGGCAUUCAAAUCAAGCCUAAUUCAAAGCAUAUAUGGAUUGAUCGUUGUAGCCUCAAGGAUUAUGAUGAUGGGUUGAUUGAUAUUACCCGCCAAAGCACAAAUAUUACCAUUUCCCGUUGUCACUUUUCAAACCAUGACAAGACAAUACUAAUUGGAGGCGAUGCUUCACACCAUGGGGACAGAUGCAUGUGUGUCACCAUUCACCAUUGUUUCUUUGAUGGGACCCGCCAAAGGCAUCCACGUGUCAGGUUUGCCAAAGUACAUUUGUAUAACAAUUACACAAGAAACUGGGGAAUAUAUGCUGUCUGCGCUAGUGUUGAAUCACAGAUAUACUCUCAAUGCAAUAUAUAUGAAGCAGGACAGAAGAAGGUGGCUUUUAAGUAUCUAACUGAGAAGGCAGGUGACAAAGAGGAGGCAUGCACAGGCUGCAUUGUCUCUGAGGGUGAUCUGUUUGUGGCUGGAACUCAGGCGGGCUUAUUGGCUUCAGAUGCAACUUUUCAUCCAAGCCAACACUAUGAGACAUGGACUGUUGAACCUGCAACAAUGGAACUCAAAUCCCUGCUGCAACAUUGUACAGGCUGGCAACAAGUUCCACGCCCAGCUGGCGAGUAA
This is a messenger RNA of Lactuca virosa, 1225 nucleotides long. The record is from the annotation of a GenBank genome assembly. Lineage: Eukaryota; Viridiplantae; Streptophyta; Magnoliopsida; Asterales; Asteraceae.